Molecule: messenger RNA, 1032 nt
Organism: Condylostylus longicornis
Lineage: Eukaryota; Metazoa; Arthropoda; Insecta; Diptera; Dolichopodidae
Product: post-GPI attachment to proteins factor 2-like
Exons: 3
Coding region: 80-847 (255 amino acids)
Biological process (GO): GPI anchor biosynthetic process
Cellular component (GO): endoplasmic reticulum membrane; Golgi membrane
Source: RefSeq, a predicted model, not a curated record
ACAAAGUAGUAUAGUUUAUAAAAAAAAUUUUCUUUAAAAUAAAGUCAUGGUUUAUCAAUCGUAAAAAAAUAAAAUUAUAAUGAUUCCGUCGUAUGUAAAUUUAGAUAAUAAAUAUGUAUAUAAGAUUUCUAUAAGAAAAUUUGCGGUGUCAGUAGCAUGUCUUCCAUUAUUUAGUUUUAUAUUUUGCGUACUUUGGUGUUUGUUAUUUAAUUUUGAGGAAUCAACUUCAACGCAUUGUCAUGUAGCAAAUUAUUUGCCAUCGAUUUCGGCGGCUAUAGGCUCUUUUCAACCUCAGAAAUUUGUUUGGCAAACAUCAAUUUGCUUACAUUUUCUUCCACGUUUACUUGUAGCACGAUUGUAUUUUCAGUUUUAUGAAGAAACAAUUAGAUUGAACAGGAGACGUAUCGCCAGAGUUGCGGUAUUCUUAAAUGUGAUUGAAAACUUUGCACUUAUGGGCUUGACGUUAUGGACGUCCAGUAUGGCUGAAUACGAAGUUCACAAAUUUUGCUUUAUUUCAUUUAUAAUAACUAGUGACGUUUAUAUGAUAUUAUCGUAUGUAGUUAAUAAGAACUUUAAAAAAUUUUCGGAAAUCAAUGAAUUGGAUCGAAUUUCUUUGAAAUGCAAAAAAUAUUUAAUGAUAACAAAUAUUAUAUCCAUUUGCAUUGCUUCGCUUUUUUUUCUAAGACAUAAUCAAUAUUGUAGACCAAUGGAUUAUACACUUUUCGCUUUCUUUGAAUACAUUGUUGUUUUAACCAAUAUUGGAUACCACUUAACAGUUUAUUGGGACUUUCAUGGACGUAGUAUAGUUUUUGACUGGGGCAAAGGAUUUUACACAACGCAUCAAUAACAAGCAUUAAACUUAAAAUAUAACAUGUAUGUUAAUAUAAACUAAGCCUAAGAUUUGCUUAAGAUAUAAAUUAUUUAUAAGUAGCAAAUUUUUACUAAAAUUUUUUUGAAUAAUUUUUAAUUUGCUGAAAAACGCAUACAUUUUUUAUUGAAGUACUUGUUUCAAGUUUUUUUGAAAUGGAAAUA